UUUAACAUUGAAUAUAUCAUGUAGUUGAUUUGGUUAUUAAAGUUCACCAGGCCCUCUGAAUCACGACGUGAUUGCUGUAUAUUUCAACGCAAUGAUAAUUCCUAUGUCAAGACCAAAGACCAUCUUCAUUGUGAUAUGUCAUUUGCAUAUAUAUUGAACAUGAUCAUUAGCUACUAAAAUGAACUUGAGAAUGUCCAGGGUGACUUUAAAUCAUACAUCGGUAUUGAUCAUACAGUCUGUUAGGUGCUAUUUAAGGCUGAUGUCUUUAUAAAAAAUAAUUUACUGACAUUUAAACAUGUCGGUCUCUUUUAUCAACAAUCCAUAUGAUACAAAAUUACGCCUCGGCUAAAUGCAAUCAAUAUACCUAGUUCGUGCAGAGCUUAAUUUCUUUUUUACUUGCUGCUAAGGCCCAUUACGGACUACAGUUUCGAUGGCUUGGUUUGGUUUGAUUUUGUUUGUCGUCCUAUAAACAGCCCAGGUCAUGCAUCAUUUAAGGAUGUGCAUCCAUGCAUGUGGUGUGUGCGUGUAGUUAAGGCAAGAUCCCAUUGAGUGACAAUUUGAUCGUUUCAUAAAGGGUUGAAUUAAGCUGAUAUGCUGCAAAGACGGCUAUUCAGCCGUUGUUGUUCUGGAAGAAACAACAUGGCUUGCUCAUACGGGAGAGUGUACGUAACUAUAUGUGUUAUCGCAGUGGUCUUCGUAUUCCUGGUCGGAAAAUAUCAAAAUGAGCUGUCCAAUAUCUCUUCAGUCAGAAUGGACAACCUUUAUAGCAAGUAUGGAGUAACCAUUGAAGACAAUGUCGAGGAAUGCGAGAGCAAAUCGAAACAACUUCCUCCUGAUGACAAAGUUAAAACGAUGACUAUUGCUGGUCUAGCUUCAAUGUACCACAGAUAUCUGAACAACAUACAGAUCCUGUGUCCACACAAGCCAAUGUAUGGCGGCGUAGUCAGUGGAUGGCAGUUCUGCAGAAUGCUGAAUUCUUGGGGAGCCGUUUAUUUCAUUAGUCAGGAUAUCCAUAGGGAGGUAUCUGAGAAUUUUCUGAAUGAAUUGUCCUUUGAAAUCCAUAUCGACACCGGCUUCAUACCAAGCAGGUAUUUUCGCGCGAUCAUGAAGACCAUGCAUGGAGAUGACCAACCCUCGGAUACACAGACGCUGUUUCGUGUGUUAUUGAAGCCGACCAACAAAUCUCUGCUGAUCAACGCAGGGCGGCAGUGGUUUGACAUAGUACUAUGGUUAGAAUCCAAGAAAAUCCUUAAAAACGUCGAUCAACUAAUUGUCAAAUUUGAGGGUAUUGGAAACGCCUCAUCACAUGCCGAUUAUGUCCGAGAACUGCUUCUUCUAUCACGAUUAUAUGAUGAAGGAUUCCGAAUAUUCCAUCUCUCCCGAGAAGUGGAUCGCUCUUGUUGGUACAACGUCGACGGAAAUAAAGUCACAGGAUGCUACGUCGUAUAUAUGAUGCGAUGCCAGAAACACUUGCCGGCACUCACACUACCUCCAGCAAGCGAUGUCCUAACUAUUCCUGCUAUCGAAGCUGCUUUGCUUUUUCACAGCUACCCUUUUUCAGCACAGGUUCUUUGUAACGACGUAGUCCGUAUUGGUGGCAUAGCUGACGGAGGAUGGGACGUUUGUAACGACACUGCUUACAGACCAUCAUCUAACUGUAUCGUUUACUCGUUUGGGAUAUCAGAGGACUGGACAUUCGACGAAGAAGUAUCGAGACGGUAUGGUUGUGAAGUCCACUCGUUCGAUCCAAGUAUAGGGAUGGAUGACCACAAACAUUCAGAAAAAGUUUGGUUCCACAACCUUGGUCUGUAUAACUACGACGGCAUGUUGCAGACAUGGAAAGUGAUGACGUUCGAUUCUAUCACGAAAAUGCUGGGACAUUCCAAUUCGAUACUUGAUUACGUCAAAAUGGAUAUUGAACUGAGCGAGUGGCCUUCCCUUGUCCAGAUGAUGAGUACGGGAGUGUUGAAGUACGUUCGCCAGCUUGCAGUGGAAAUUCAUUUAGAAACUGUGAAUUCGGGAGCCCGUUAUCCUAUGAAAUUGAGUGUACUAUCGCAACUCGCUACCAGUGGGUUCCAGAUAUUCUGGGCUCAUCCCAAUCAAGUAAUAGGCAAUUCACGAGUUAUAUACAAUACUAAAAAAGUUGUGACUGUCUGUUAUGAAAUUUAUUUUCUUAAUACAAAAUUAAAACGACAGCAAUAAACGUGUAUUACUUUCUUUUAAUCAUCAAAACGUACGAAAGUCAUCCUUAAAUUCAUGUACAGUGAAAUCGAAACUAUUUAUAGUCUGUCAUAUUUUGUAAACAUAUUUAUAUUUUGCCGUGCGUUAUCAGUAUCUACUUUCAGCUUCGGUGUCCCCCUAGGUACCUGUCUUUAUAUGACUCUGGCGAUUGUGUCUCCCUAUAGGCACCUGUCUUUAUAUGGCCCUGGCUGUUGUGUCCCCCUAGGCACCUGUCUUUAUAUGAUCCUUGCUGUUGUGUCUUUUUGACAUCAGGCUCGUAUAAAAUAUUCAGUGCUCAGUCCAUUUAUGAAAUAUAAGCAGAACAAUUUUCAAAAAAAAGAUUCAAUAUAUUUUUGUGUUUUAUGUCAUAUACAAAUUUCAUACUUCGAUUUCAAUAUAAUUGUUGUGAAGAAAUAAUAGAUCAGAAAUGGGGAUAGACAAUGACUUUUUUCUAAUACCGACAAAGAAUCAACUAAAAGAUACAGAUGUCAACAUAAGUUUUACGCAGGUGUAAAGUUUGUGGUUUUCAUAAUUAUAAAAUUGAUAUGACAUUCAAUAUGUCAAUGAAUACUACUAGACCAGAAAUCAGCUAGCCAAUCAUUUCCCCCUGAAACCCAAUUCCAAUGGGGUGGGGGUUAGUUUUCUCACCUCAUCUCCUAAAAACAAAACAAACGCUGAACAGAAUCAGCUUGUUGCCGCUUUCCUUUUUUAAAAGCAUACUGCAAGCUAGAAAGAUUCAGUAAGUCAAUAACCUAGACCACUGUCGCUGUCCUCAUACGAUCCCGGCUUUUGCGAGGACGCUGAGCCCCAAACAAAUAAACAAACGAAGAUUUUAAAGCAAAACAUUUCCACCAUUUCUCUGGUCUGUCUUCUGAAGGUUUUGUCUUUCAGAUCUUACUGCCCCUGAUGUUAAUGUUGACUACGUCUCCUGGUUCCUUUAGAUAUUUCUUUCCUUGUUUCCUUAAUAUUAUGCUCUUUGAAUCUGGUCUGAAAUAUUACUGUUCCCCGAUCUAUUCUGGUUUUGCGGCGAGAAUCUGUGAAAAACAUGUGCAUGCUAAAUCGAGAACCGGCUCAUUUCACAAUUGUCCUAUAUACUAUAACACUUAAGACAUAUGUUGCCCCAGGUAAUAUCGACUUUUUACAGUAAGUUAUAUUAUGAUUGAAUACGCCGACACUACAAUAAUGAACAAAUAGAAUGGUGUAUCAGCUACAGUAUGUAAAGGUUGUUUUGAUACAGCUUUUGUGCCAUUAAUAUAUUAUUUUUAACAUUCAAUUGAAUUUUACUAUAAAAUGUGUUUCCAUAUUUAUUAUUUAUUUAUUUUUAUGUAUUAUACAUGGUAUAACCAAUUCGCUUGCUACAUGUAUUGAUACUUUUAAGUAUAAGUUUAACAUAAAAUCAUAUUCUUGUUUUGUGCGACUGUCGUUUAUUAACAGUAAUGUUUGUUCCAAAAUGUCUUCAAUUGCCGAAUGGCAGUAAAGCAUGAAACAAUUAAAUAAUAAAACACUGACAGUAUCUUGCUUUGAUUUAGUUGUUUCCCAUUGAUUUUACCUCUAAUUGUAAAAUGUAUUUCAUUAAAUAUUCUCAUUUUCCAGUACAUAUAUAGAAGUUUAAAUAGAUCAGAAAUAAUUAGAUCUUAAUAAGCAUUAGUACUUUAUUAUAUAUAAAUCUCCAGACGCUGUACACAUACCUAGAUCUAUUUACAAUCAGAUGCGAUUAGCAUAUCAUUUGUUACAUGUACAACAUAUUACUAACGGACUAGGAAUAUUUUUACUUACUGUAGAUCACCGUGUUAACCAGAUAAUUAAGACAUACGAAGACAGUGUAGGAAAGCAAUAUUUUUUUCAACAGAAAACGUGAAUUGAAAACACCGAAGAUAAUUUAUUUAUAUUAAGAGCCAAAGUCCGUGUACAUAAACAACAAAUCAUUGCACCGGAAUACAGGACUACGAAACUGAGUGAACACUUGGACACUUGUGGAGAAAAGAAAUUUACUAUCUUCCUAUUUUAUCAAAUAUUUUCGGAAAAUUCUAUUGAAAGAAAGGAAAAAGAAAAGCUUUUUAUAAAACAUUAAUUCAAAAUUGAAUAGACUAUUAUAAUGAUAAAUAUCUCCCUCCAUUUAUUACUUCUUAAUAUAAAUUAUCCCUAUUAUUAAUGACGUCAUACCUUGUAUUUAAGUGUAGCUGUAUGUAAAGUGUCUGAAGGUUGAUAAUGAAAGCGUGAAUUUCAUGUAUAUUAAUAUUAUAUGACUUGGGUAUGGCUUGAAAAUGGCGCAGCUUAUGUCCUGAAAACACAUUUCAUUAUUUUAAUACACGGUAGUAUACUACAUUACGGCAGGCACGUAACGAUAUAGUACGUAUAACUACAAGAAAUAUAGGAUUUGGGGCGAAACGACCUUACCCUUUCAGUACUGUUAGUACGCGUCUGAUUGCAUGCAUGAAAUGAAUUAACAUAGCAUAAUUUCAUAAACAAAAAUACAAAUGUCCUAGCGAUUUGGCUGCAGGGCAAAAUCAUAUUCAUUCUUGUGCUUGCGGUAUCGCAUAUGAUUCUCAUUCACACAUCAUGUUGGCUUAAAUGUUAUGUAAAUGGCUUCCCCAUUUGGCUAAGAAUAGAAGUACCCUUCCUUUUUUUCAUGUUAAUUCAUAAAAGUAUAUUUAUCCAAAAGUAAGAAUUGUUUUUCGUAGUUAUAUUCAAAGAAUUUAAACAUUAUACUGUGACAAUGAGUUGUAUGCAGAAUACACAGGGAUGCGUUCAAUUCCAGCGUUUUCGCUUGUUGUUGAAAGGUCUAAUGUACCAACCACAAUAGGCAAGUUUCUUAUGAUUAAUGCUAAUAGUUUCCAGAAUUUGGUUUCCGUGUGGCCAUGUUGGUUGCUACAUAAGUAUGUUUCCGAGAAGAAAAAAUAUUCACAGCACAAACUAAAACGUAUAUGUCACUUUUUACGGUUUAUUUUCAGAGCUUCUAUCCCCAGUCGAGAUAAGAAUAUUUAGGAAUGUUUGUGACCUGAUGGAAAGUAUACCCAUACUAUUAAAUCUCGACAUAUAUUUGGACAAUAGCUUGAAUAAUUAUUUGGCCCUUAUGUGACGUACAAUGAUUCCGGCAAAACAUAUAUAUCUAUAUUUUAAACAAUAAUAUGUUUAACUUGUUAGACAGUGCAAGUCAGAGACAAUCGCGUUCCCAUCACCAUUAGCAUAACAUUAAUAUUUCAUGCUAAAAUUUAACGAUCGUAAUGUUAAUGUACGUCUGAAGUCUCAGGUAUCUAAAGUAGUAGGUUCCCCAUAUUCAUCAUCGUUGUUGUCAUACACUUUUUAUAUAUCUCAUUUGUUUGCAAGUGCAAUUUCCGAAUGGACACACUCCUAUAACUUGAUAUAAUCAUAUUUUGUGAUUUUGAACAUGUUUACUUGGAUGUUUAAUUGAUACCCGUAUUAAAUCUUUCUUAAAAUUUGAUGGUUAAAGGACAGUGUCUUAUUGUGUUCAUUUAUUAUUUUAUU
Molecule: messenger RNA, 5706 nt
Organism: Mizuhopecten yessoensis (Yesso scallop)
Lineage: Eukaryota; Metazoa; Mollusca; Bivalvia; Pectinida; Pectinidae
Exons: 13
Coding region: 592-2202 (536 amino acids)
Source: RefSeq, a predicted model, not a curated record